Molecule: messenger RNA, 1758 nt
Organism: Striga asiatica
Lineage: Eukaryota; Viridiplantae; Streptophyta; Magnoliopsida; Lamiales; Orobanchaceae
Source: the annotation of a GenBank genome assembly
AAAUCAAUAAUUUUUUUUAAUAAAAAAAGUAAAUAAAAAUUUAAUCCACAUGUUCAUUAUUUUUUUUUCAUUUUAUUUAUUUUUGGCUUUUUGCGUGUGUUGUGUGGUUGGGGUUUUGAAAACGAGAGCGACGGCGUAUAAAUUCGCACAGUGGCUGUGGUCGGGAAACAAUCGGCCAUAGUAUCUUAUGAGUGGUGGAUUGAGAUCGAUUAUGGCGAUGGGGCAUACUGUAGUGGAAUUCUGGAGGGAAACCACAACCAUGGCCGGAGAUGGGUCGCCAUGGCCGUGGACAUGGAGCCUCGCCGCCGUACUUCUCGUAUUCACCCUCCGUUUGGUCGCUUCUCGCUUCCGCUCCGUCUUUCGCCGGCCGCCGUCUGCUUCAGUUUCCGUCAAACCUAAGGAAGACGAUGAUGUUCUUCCCUCUCUCCGAGCACCUGGGAUUAUCUCCGAUUUGGAUUUGGAGAAUCUCAUCAACGAUCUCGAUGAGAAUUCGCCGGACGGCGGUGGCGUAGUUUGGGAAAACGUCAUCGACAAGAGUAACAAUCUUAUUUCGUACAAGGCCAAGUGCUGCAAACCUAAGGAUGGGCCGCUGAAGUACCUGAGCACAACUGUCUUUGAGAAUUGCUCGGUCGAGGCAUUGUUGAAUUUUUACAUGGACAAUAGUUACAGGGUGCAGUGGGAUAAGACUGUGGUUCAUUAUCAGCAGUUGCAGAUGGAUAGUGGCUCCGGCACUGAAUUUGGCCGCACGAUUAAAAAGUUUCUGUUCUUAAAGCCCAGAGAUUACGUACUGGCUUGGAGAAUUUGGCAGGGACUCGAUGGAUCUUUCUACUGCUUUAGUAAGGAAUGUGAACAUCCUUUGGCUCCACACGAGAAGCGUUACGUAAGAGUAGCAGUUUUCAGAUCUGGUUGGAGAAUUAGGAAAGUUCCUGGUAGAAAUGCCUGUGAGAUCAAAAUGGUGCACCAAGAAGACGCUGGUCUAAAUGUGGAAAUGGCAAAAGUGGCCUUUGCAAAAGGGAUAUGGAGUUACGUGCGCAAGAUGGAUGAUGCCCUUCGCAAAUACUCUACAGCAAGGCAGCAUCAACUAAGUUCAGUCUCCAGUGCCAGCUUGUCUAUCCAAAAGGUCCCACCUCAGUUUGAAGUCAUGAACGAUAAGACCAAAACGGAUAAUCCAGAAAACUCAAAAGCCGCUUGCUGGUCCAAAACGAGGAAACUCAAGAGAUGGCCUUCGAGUAAGUUGAUUGCAAAUGGUUUAGUUGUUCUUGGUGGUGCCAUCUGUCUCUCAAGAGGACAUUCCAGCUUGGGUACUAAGGUUGCCAUGGCCUAUUUGCUUACCAAACUUACAAAGUACGGUGCUUCAUCUGGGAAAGAUUUGUGACUUACUACAAUGAAGCGUGAUAAAAAAAAAAAAUAAAAAAAUGGAAAAGUUCAACUUGGUUGUAAAUAUAGAUUUUUGUCAAUCCUCGUGACUUGGCUAGUUCUACUUCGUGUAGCUCUCCAUUUCUGAUGUUGGAACUCUAUAAAAACAUAGUACUCAUAUUUGAUCCUUGUGGAUCUUGUAAUUUUGCUGGUGAUUUCUUAAAAUGUUUGAUUGAUACCUGUUUAACGCCAGUUCAAAGACGAUAGAUGAUAUAUAUUGAUGAUUGAUGAAUUCAGGCUGAGGCCCUGUCAGGUUUUCUCUUAUGUUAAUUGUAGCAUUUGGUGUGUUAAUGGGAGAAUGGGAACUCAUCUUUCUUGUAAGCUUGGUUAUUUGAAUACAAU